Molecule: messenger RNA, 301 nt
Organism: Mesitornis unicolor (brown roatelo)
Lineage: Eukaryota; Metazoa; Chordata; Aves; Mesitornithiformes; Mesitornithidae
Gene: MCRIP2
Product: family with sequence similarity 195, member A
Exons: 3
Source: RefSeq, a predicted model, not a curated record
CCCAGCCCAGAAACUGGUCUUCAACAGAGUGAAUGGCAAGAGGCCGCAGGUGCUGCUGCAGCAGAUCUCUGCCCCUGAGGAGUGCUACACACUGGCCCACGAGGAGAAUGUCCGCUUCGUUUAUGAAGCCUGGCAGCAGGUAGAGCAGCAGCUGGAUGGCAGCCGGAACGGGGAGAGCACCCACGGCCCUGUGCAGUACGUAGAGAAAACCCCCAACCCUGGACUGAAAAACUUUGUUCCCAUUGACCUGGAGGAGUGGUGGGCACAGCAAUUUCUGGCCAAAAUUCAAAACUGCUCAUAA